Sesamum indicum (sesame) is the source of this 1474-nucleotide messenger RNA. RefSeq names its product protein trichome birefringence-like 3. Gene Ontology annotation, cellular component: Golgi apparatus. The record is from RefSeq and is a predicted model, not a curated record. Gene Ontology annotation, molecular function: O-acetyltransferase activity. NCBI's taxonomy places the organism in Eukaryota, Viridiplantae, Streptophyta, Magnoliopsida, Lamiales, Pedaliaceae.
UCAGGUCCUCAUCAUUCUGUUGCAUCAGCAGUGCUGAGCCUUCUCCAUUUCACCUAUAUUUGCUUUUCCUCUUCUCUUCUCUAGAGUGCCUAUCUUCCUUUUUCAAUGGGGACGUCGAGGCCCCCGAGAGGAAAGGUAUCCCUGUCGAUCAUUACCAUCAUAAUUUGUGCCUUGGCCUUUGUUGCGCUCUUGUACACUCAAAGAAUUAGUUCUUUGUCUUCCAGUGCCAUUUUCAGGUUUAAACCCUGUGCUGCUAAAAGAAUUGCUGCUAAGAAGUCUGUCAUAGAUAACAGAAAUGUGGGUGCACUAGAUGAUGCAGCAGAUGAUCGGUUUGUCUUUGAUCCGGAGGAGUGCUCCCUUGUUCAUGGAAAAUGGGUGUUUAAUCGUUCCAUUACCCCUUUGUAUACAGACAGGAGUUGCCCGUAUCUGGACAGGCAGGUUUCUUGUGUUAAGAAUGGAAAGCUGGACACUGACUACCUGCACUGGGAAUGGAGGCCCGACGAUUGCAUAUUGCCUAGGUUUGAUCCUAAAAAGGCACUGCAAAGACUUCAAGGGAAGAGGCUAAUGUUUGUAGGGGAUUCACUGCAAAGAGGACAAUGGCAAUCCUUUGUCUGCCUCGUUGAGUCUGUAAUACCACAAGGACAGAAAUCCAUGAAACGAGGCCGUGCACAUAGUGUCUUCAAAGCCAAGGAACACAAUGCCACAAUUGAGUUCUACUGGGCUCCGUUCCUAGUCGAGUCCAAUUCCGAUCUUCAUAUAAUAGCAGACCCAAAGAAGAGAAUUCUGAAAGUUGAUUCAGUUGCCAAGCAUGCCAAACACUGGAUAGGGGUGGAUAUCCUUGUCUUCAAUACUUACGUUUGGUGGAUGAGUGGGCUAAAGAUCAAGUCACUAUGGGGUUCAUUUGCAAAUGGAGAUGAAGGAUAUGAAGAGCUGGACGCGCCUGUUUCUUACACUAUAGGACUCAAAACAUGGGCAAAUUGGGUGGAUUCUAACGUUAAUCCCAACAAAACACGAGUGUUCUUCACUACAAUGUCUCCUACACACCAGAGAAGCGCAGAUUGGGGCAAUGAGAAAGGGAUAAAAUGCUUCAAUGAAACGAAGCCAAUCACCAAGAAACGACACUGGGGGAGCGGCUCAGACAAGCGGAUGAUGGGCGUGGUGGCCGGUGUCGUGGAAAGAAUGAAGGUCCCUGUGACGUUGAUAAACAUCACUCAACUAUCAGAAUACAGAAUUGAUGCUCACUCGUCGAUCUACACAGAGUUGGGUGGCAAACUGCUGACGGACGAACAAAAGGCCGAUCCAUUGCACUACGCAGAUUGCAUACACUGGUGUUUGCCAGGAGUUCCUGAUACCUGGAAUAGAAUACUUUAUGCACAUUUGUUGUAGCAGAAAAAUCAAAAGAAAACUGAAUGAUUGUUAAUGCCUUUCCUAUGUAUCACUUGAGCAACAAGAUGUCAAUGAUGCAUGGUUUUGU